Molecule: messenger RNA, 833 nt
Organism: Ornithodoros turicata
Lineage: Eukaryota; Metazoa; Arthropoda; Arachnida; Ixodida; Argasidae
Exons: 6
Coding region: 42-812 (256 amino acids)
Biological process (GO): positive regulation of cell population proliferation; positive regulation of protein autophosphorylation
Cellular component (GO): membrane
Molecular function (GO): growth factor receptor binding; growth factor activity
Source: RefSeq, a predicted model, not a curated record
UUGCACGCGCUGACCAUUCGCAGAAGAAAAACAGCUGAGCAAUGGCGAUGACACGUCUAGUCCUCGCUGCACUUGUAAUUCUUGGCUGUGCUCUCUUGAAUGGGAUCAGCGUUGACGCGGGACACGCUUCGCUGUCGCCUUCGCAGGACGCCUCCGAUCAGAGCGUAGUUCAAAUGCCUGCGGCCACUUUCCCAGAGGAGCAGCGUGGAAGCUACGAGCUUGACUACCAGAAGGUAGAACGACUCGUGAAACGUAGGAAGAAGCCAACUCAGUGCCAAGGUGACAGAAUCUUAGAGGAAGUUCGCGAAGUCAGCUGUCAGCUGCGGACUACGUUGGUGGAGGUUCCCAGAGCUGUGCACUUGUACCCCUACCCCGAGUACGUGGAGGUGGAACGCUGCAAGGGACACUGCCACGGGCCUGUUGAUUGUCAUCCUACAGGUUACGAAAAUAAAACGAUAGAGGUGAUCAUGUUUGACGUCAACAGAUCCAUACCUCCCAUCUGCGCAGCAGUCGAGGUCGAGCAGCACUCCCAAUGUGCGUGUCAAUGCACAACAAAGAAAGAACAUUGCUUCAAUAAUCAGUACUACGACCCGCAGAUGUGCAAGUGCAGGUGCUUCACCGAGGUGGAGAGAUUUCACUGUGAAUCUUCCGACUUGCACCUAUGGGAUUACAACUUGUGCAAAUGCGAAUGUAGAGACUUCUACAGGUGCAACUAUAUGGGUUACUUUUACGACGUCAGGCAGUGCAAGUGCAGAAGUAUCUUCGCCUACAAUCCAGACUCAACUCCUGCUCCAAAUCCGCAUGGCAAAUAAAGGCAGGCCGCAUAAACCGCA